This is a messenger RNA of Salvia splendens (bonfire salvia), 840 nucleotides long. RefSeq lists its product as uncharacterized. NCBI's taxonomy places the organism in Eukaryota, Viridiplantae, Streptophyta, Magnoliopsida, Lamiales, Lamiaceae. Gene Ontology annotation, molecular function: zinc ion binding; nucleic acid binding. The record is from RefSeq and is a predicted model, not a curated record. The transcript is spliced from 3 exons. The coding region runs from base 1 to 840 and encodes 279 amino acids.
AUGGAGAACAACGGCCAAGCAGGCGAUUUGGCUGGCGCCGACGGACGUGCGGCCAAGAAAGUCCAAUUACGGCAAGAAGACCCCCCCCCGGAUACGGGGGAGAUGAUGGUGGAUGGAACUGGGGUGGAAACAGAGGCAGUGAAAAGUUCCUUCAAGGAUAAACUCAUGAAUAAUGGAAUGGGUGCACCAGUAGAAUCUAUGGAGAGUGACGAGGUUGAUGGAUUUGAGAUUGGAGAAGAUGAUGUGGAACGAGUCCAUGAUGAUGUUGAACCAAAGACCGUCUUCAAGGAUCGUAUCAUGAGACUUGUUGCGGAUAGCAUGAAAAUGACAGUGAUCAUUGGGUUCAGUAAUAUAGAGGACUACCAACUUGCCUUAUCGGAAGGUCCAUGGAUCGUCUAUGGCCACACAUUGUCCAUACAACCAUGGUCACCUGAAUUCUCUCCGCUGAAACCACAUCCGACAAGUUCAGCGACGAGGGGAAGAUUUGCUAGACUGGCUGUUACCGUAAAUUUGAGCAAAAAUCUGAAGUCCCUUGUGUGGGUGAAUGGGGUUGCCUAUGGCAUCGAGUAUGAGUCAUUGCCGUUGAUUUGCUUUGGAUGUGGUAAAUAUGGUCACUUGAAGGGGGAUUGUCCCUCAAGUCGCGAGCAAGAUAUGACUUCUGCUUCUACCAAGGAACCAGAAUCUGUCAAUGAAGCCCAAGUUACACCAGAGCCUCGGGAAAAAUUUGGUGCCUGGAUGGUGGUCAAACGACCGCCGAGGAAAUCUAAUCGGCCCAAGCAGAUUACCGGCGAUGUGGAUCGGGAGAAGAUUUGUUCUCGAUAUGAGAUAAAGAAAAAGUAG